Molecule: messenger RNA, 2881 nt
Organism: Harpegnathos saltator (Jerdon's jumping ant)
Lineage: Eukaryota; Metazoa; Arthropoda; Insecta; Hymenoptera; Formicidae
Gene: Plod
Product: procollagen lysyl hydroxylase
Exons: 9
Coding region: 191-2425 (744 amino acids)
Biological process (GO): peptidyl-lysine hydroxylation
Cellular component (GO): endoplasmic reticulum
Molecular function (GO): procollagen-lysine 5-dioxygenase activity; iron ion binding; L-ascorbic acid binding
Source: RefSeq, a predicted model, not a curated record
AACGCGCAGUCGGUGCUAAGCGACGCCAAGUGACGGACGCGGUUGUGCGUCUUCGAGGAGCGGCGGCGCGGAUCACGACCUCGCGGUAGGUCUGUCAGUCAUUGCGAUUGAAACAGAGGGAGAAAGAGCGAGAGAGAGAGAGAGAGAGAGAGAGGGAGAGAAAGGGAGAAAGAAAGAAAGAGAUAGAGACAUGUACGGCAGCAAAGGAACAACUAUCGGAUGCUGGCUCGUGUGGUGCUACGUCUUCCUGACAUACCAUGUGGUCAGCGAGGCACCAGCCGACACUAAUGAUGUCCUGGUCGCCACUGUUGCCUCCGACGAAACGGAUGGCUUCCGAAGGUACUUGAGAUCGGCUGAGAUCUAUGGAUUCCGCGAUAACUUGAAGAUCCUCGGCCUGGGCGAGUCAUGGAAGGGCGGUAACGUAUCUUCCGGUCCCGGCGGUGGAUACAAAGUUAAUCUCCUGAGAAAGGCCUUGGAGGAUUAUCGAGACGAUGAAAACAAGAUCGUAUUGUUCACCGAUAGUUACGACGUAAUAUUCCUCGGCGGCCUGUCCGCCAUAGUCGAGAGAUUCCUGGAUACCGGCGCUCGGAUUUUAUUUUCCGCUGAGGGAUAUUGCUGGCCGGACAAGUCUCUCGCGAGCCAAUAUCCAGCAGUAUCGAGGGGCAAGCGAUAUUUAAAUUCCGGAUCCUUCAUCGGAUAUGCCACCGACUUGCUCGCUAUCCUGGACACUGUUUCCAUCGAGGAUGAGGACGACGAUCAGCUGUUGUACACAAAUGUAUACCUGAACGACGAGCUUAGAGCGCGACACAGGAUAAAGCUGGAUCACAAGUCCGAUAUAUUUCAGAAUCUCUUCGGUGCGGUAGCCGACGUGGAGCUCAGGUUCAAAGGCGAAGAGGCGUAUCUUCAAAACAUCGUCUACAAUACGGUGCCCCUGGUGCUCCACGGCAACGGGCAUAGCAAACUGGUUUUGAAUUCCCUCGGCAAUUACGUAGCUCGCGCCUGGACACCGGACGAGGGAUGCUUAGCCUGCUGGGACCAGACUGUCGAGCUGGACAAGACCAAGCCGGAGAUGUACCCGGCUAUCAUCUUGAUAGCCCUUUUCAUCGAGCGACCUACGCCGUUUUUGGAGGAGUUUUUCGAAGCUAUCUAUCGCCAGUCCUAUCCGAAGUCGAAGUUGCAUCUGUUCAUUCAUAACGCCGUGUCGCAUCACGAUGGCGUAGUGACGGAUUUCUACGAAAGAGCUAAACGGGAAUAUGUGGACGUGAACUACAUAUCGGUGAAGCAAGGGGUCAACGAAGUUCACGCUAGAAAAUUGGCGAUGAAACAUUGUGCGUUCAACAAGUGCUCCGGAUAUUUCUCGGUCGACGCGGUCGCACACUUGGACAAUGAGCAUACGUUGAAGUUAUUGGUGGAGCAACAGAGAAGAAUCGUCGCGCCUUUGCUUAUUCGGCCGUACAAGGCGUGGAGCAACUUUUGGGGCGCCAUUACGGACGACGGAUUUUACGCGCGAAGCUUCGACUACAUGGAGAUUAUAAAAAACGAGCGCAGGGGUCUGUGGAACGUGCCGUUCGUGAGCAACUGCUAUCUGAUCAACGCCACCAUUCUCAACGACGAGUCCACCCGUCCGUUCUACGGAAAUCCGGAUGGCAAUUCGGACGCUGACAUGGACUCGGAGAUGGCAUUCGCCCAACGUAACCGGCAUGCGGGUGUGUUCAUGUAUGUCAGCAACAGGCUCGAUUUCGGCCAUCUCGUCAAUCCCGAUACCUACGACAUCAAACUCACGUAUCCGGAAAUGUACCAGAUUAUGGACAACAAGCUGGACUGGGACAGAAGAUACAUUCAUGCCAAGUAUAGCGAGAGCUUUAAUCCCGACAACAAGCCGAUUCAGCCGUGUCCUGAUGUCUACUGGUUCCCCAUCGUUACUCGUAGGUUCACCAACGAACUCAUAGGGAUCGUCGAGGCUUUCGGGCAAUGGUCCGACGGAUCCAAUCAUGAUCCACGUUUGUCGGGUGGUUACGAGAACGUACCGACCCGCGACAUUCACAUGAAUCAAGUUCAGUACGAGCAACAGUGGUUAUACUUCUUGAAAGAAUACGUUAGGCCCUUGCAGGAGCUCGUCUUCACUGGCUACUAUCACGAUCCGCCACGAUCGCUCAUGAACUUCGUCGUGAAGUAUCGUCCGGACGAGCAGCCGUACUUGAGGCCGCACCACGACUCGUCGACCUACACCAUCAACAUCGCCCUGAAUCAAGCGGGAGUCGAUUACGAGGGUGGCGGAUGCAGGUUCAUUCGAUACAAUUGUUCAGUCACCGACACGAAGCCAGGCUGGAUGUUGAUGCACCCUGGAAGACUGACGCACUAUCAUGAGGGAUUGCGAGUGACCGCGGGCACGCGUUACAUUAUGAUCUCCUUCGUGGAUCCGUGAUAGGACACUCGUGCGAAUCCGUCCUCCGUUGAUGAAAGAUCCACGUAAUCUGCAAAUUAUCUCGGAAACCUGCCGCUAUAUCGAAGAAGCGAAAGAGAAAUACUUACUAGGUACACUAACGCGCGAGCGGAUAACGGAGCGGUUGAUGAAGAAAUGAGUAAGAUGACGAGAGAGAGAUAUAUAUCAGCGAGAAAUUAUGGUUCUACUUACGAACGGAACUCGUUCGAUCGUUGUUACCGACUAGAGAAACGUCAAUUGUCACGACGGACUGAAUAUAUAGUGCAUUUAACAAACCGGGGAUAAACCGCUCAAUCGAUAUAUUAUUUUUCUACUCCAGCGUAAAUUGCACGCCUAAUCAUCAUGCUUCGUAUUUAGUAAGAUUGCGCGAAUUUUUACUAAGAUAAAACUGUAACUGUAAUUGACAAUUAUAUUCGUUGAGACAUCUAAAUUCACUGA